CGCACCACAAUGAGUCCUCCGCACAGUUUCGCAAUCCGCGACCUGCUGCCCGAGGCCUCGUCCCGCUCGCCCAGCCCUUCCGACACCGAGCUCGACGUCACGGGCACCGAAACGCCGCCGCCCGGAUCCUCGCAAGUGAACGAUGAUAAGAAAAAGAGCGAGAAACCCGCUUACAGCUACAACGCUCUCAUCAUGAUGGCCAUCCGCAGCAGCCCCGAGAAACGACUCACGCUGAACGGCAUUUACGAGUACAUCAUGAAGAACUUCCCUUACUACAAAGAGAACAAGCAGGGCUGGCAGAAUUCGAUUCGCCACAACUUGAGUUUGAAUAAGUGUUUCGUGAAAGUGCCGCGGCAUUACGACGACCCCGGUAAAGGCAACUACUGGAUGCUGGACCCGUCGUCAGACGACGUGUUCAUUGGUGGUACGACGGGAAAACUGCGGCGACGGUCGACGGCGGCGUCGCGGUCGCGGUUGGCCGCUUUCAAAAGGGGCGCGAUGCUGCAUCCGAUGUUCGGGAACCCGUACGCGUCACUGGUAGGGUUGUAUCCCCCGUUGCUGUCAGUGUAUGGAAGGUACGCGUUACCGAGUCCUUUAUUGCGGUUGCCCCCACCGCCUCCGAAUCCGUACCACCAGCUGUAUCGGCGGAUCCAAGGGCUGACGCCGCCGCUGAGCCCGCCGGGGCCCGAGCCCAGCUCGCCCGUGAUGAAACACAGUUGAUGGACUGGUUGUUGACUAAGAAUCUGAAGGUAUCGCGGAUGAGCCGUAAAAAAGCGGCCCGCGAUUUGUUACAGACUGUGAUAGGAACGAACGAUUGAGUGUAUUAUAAUCGAAUUCGUAUUUGUAAAAAGUGGUAUUGCUAUUUAUUAUUAAAACUUAAGAUUAUAUUUAAUGAUUUUAAUUUAAAAUUAAGAGGCUUAAGUUUAUUGAACGCAAUAAAAGAAGUUUCAAACA
Molecule: messenger RNA, 954 nt
Organism: Hyposmocoma kahamanoa
Lineage: Eukaryota; Metazoa; Arthropoda; Insecta; Lepidoptera; Cosmopterigidae
Product: fork head domain transcription factor slp2-like
Exons: 1
Coding region: 10-720 (236 amino acids)
Biological process (GO): regulation of transcription by RNA polymerase II
Cellular component (GO): nucleus
Molecular function (GO): DNA-binding transcription factor activity; sequence-specific double-stranded DNA binding
Source: RefSeq, a predicted model, not a curated record